Mya arenaria is the source of this 2394-nucleotide messenger RNA. RefSeq names its product adenylate kinase 7-like. The record is from RefSeq and is a predicted model, not a curated record. Gene Ontology annotation, biological process: nucleobase-containing compound metabolic process. Gene Ontology annotation, cellular component: cytoplasm. The coding region runs from base 66 to 2192 and encodes 708 amino acids. The transcript has 16 exons. Gene Ontology annotation, molecular function: ATP binding; AMP kinase activity. Lineage: Eukaryota; Metazoa; Mollusca; Bivalvia; Myida; Myidae.
GUAGAAUUCGGUAUAAAUACGGAACGACACGAACCGCUUAGCAACGGCUCAUGUAAACAACAAAAAUGGCGAGCACACAGGACGAUGGAGAUAAACCAAAGAGCAAGCGCCUUUUUGUUAACCAGGUUGACCAAUUCCAGGGCAAAAAUUUAGCGAAGUAUCUGUCACGAUGCGCGGUUGGAGCAUCUCUUGAAGAGCCAGAGGAAGAAGACGAUGCCAAGUCGACUGAUAGCUUCAUCCCCCCACCUAAAGAAGGCUGCUAUGAGAUAGUUGGCACAACCAAAGAGAGGGGACAAAAUGCUGUAAAACCAGAAUGUGUUAAGGAGUUAGUUAAUUUUGAAAACAAAGACCAGCUGUAUGAGUAUCUGGUAGAGUGUGAUGUGAUUGUGUAUGACAUUACCGCUGACCCGGACCAGAUAGAUGAAGCUGUUUGGGCAGUCUCAGAGCUCCACUCUGACCUUGAUAAGAUAGAGAAGCCAAAAAUGUUUAUACUCAUCUCCUCCGUCAUGACCUGGGCCAAGAGCAAACCUCUGGAUCCUGAUGAUCCAGAGAUUCCGUUCACAGAGGAUGACUAUCGCCGCAGGAAACCACACCCCAACUUCAAGGAACACAUCAGUGCAGAAAAGACUGUCAUCAAGAUGGGGAAAACUAACAAGAAUAAGCUGGUGACCUACGUUGUGGCCUCAGGUUUGACAUAUGGAGCGGAAGAGGAAAUUUUCCACUACCUCUUCAAGUCGGCAUGGCACAAUGCACCGGAGCUGCUGUGUUUUGGUAAUGGAAGGAAUGUUGUUCCCACCAUUCACAUUAAGGACCUCGCAGGGGUCAUACAGAACAUUGCUGACAGCCGACCAAAAGUUCGCUACCUGAUUGCAAAAGAUGAUUCCAACAAUACAUUGGAGGAACUUGUUAAGGCUGUUAGUAGCAACCUUGGAACUGGGAAGGUGAAGGACAUCACUAAAGAAGAGGCCCUACUUAACAAGGAGAUUGAGCAAAGUGACUUUGACAUGUUGCUGGUGGACCUACGUAUGGACGCCGUGAACGUAAAGGAGAACAUGCGUAUCAGCUGGGUGUCAGAGGCAGGCAUGAUGGAAAAUAUUUCUGCCAUCAUCAAGGAGUACAAGGAUACACGGAACCUUCAUCCCCUGCGUGUGUGUAUCAUAGGCCCACCAGCGGUCGGAAAGACCACAACCAUCAACCAGCUGUGCGAGCACUACAAGCUGCACCACAUCAAGCUGAAGGACGUCAUUGAUGAGGCCAUGGAAAACCUGACAACGACUGCCCGUCGUGCUGACUCUGAGGACCAGGAAGAGGAUGAGGGGAAAGCCCAGGAUGCCCAGGAGCUGCUGGACACCAUCAAUGAGGGCAUGAAGGAGAACAACAACCGUGUCGAGGACCAGUAUGUCCUCCGCUUCAUGCGUGACAAGCUCUUGUCCAUGCCAUGUCAAAACCAGGGUUUUAUUCUGGAUGGCUUCCCCAAAACCAUGGAUCAGGCCAAGGAGCUCUUCCAGGCUGAGGAUGAUGACGAGCCGGAGGAAGCAGCCAAGGGAGGCAGCUUCAACAAGCUCAUUAUGCCUGAGUUUAUUGUCUCCCUUGAGGCUACAGAUGAGUUCCUCAAGAACCGAAUUAUGAACCUGCCAGAGAGCCAGGUGGUGGACACUCACAACACGGAGGAAGGACUUGUCCGUAGACUAGAGGCUUACAGGUCCAUCAACACCGAGGAUGAGACCAUCCUCAACUACUUUGAUGAGCUGGAGUUCCACCCAAUUAGAAUUGAUGUCACAAAGGACUUAUCUCCUAUGAUGAAGGUGACAGUUGGGAAGCUAAAGGCUCAUAUUGGAAAGGCCCGCAACUAUGGUCCGACUCUGGAGGAGCUUGAGCAGCAGCGUCGGGCUGCGGAGGAGGAACUCCAGCGACUUGAACAGCAGGCACGCCUGGAACGUGAGAGACAGGAGGCUGAGGAGGCUGCUGAGAGGAAGAAACGCCAGGAGGAAUGGACCCAGCAGUUGAAUGACGUGAAACGUGAAGAGUAUGAGAAGUUGGAGGCAGAGUCCAUCCCGCUGAGGAACUAUCUGAUGAAACAUGUGAUGCCCACACUCACACAGGGGCUCAUCCAGUGCUGCAAGGUCCGACCUGAUGACGCCAUUGAUUACCUGGCAGAGUACCUGUUCCAGCAGAACCCGCAGGUCGACUGAUAAUUAUUGAUAAUGAAUAUUACAUGGACUUAACAUUUAUAUUCUCUCAUCCAUGGAUGUGUUACUGUGAUAAAGCUGUUUUUUGUGAAUGAUUAAUUUCAGUAUUUAUGUCUAAAUAUCUAUGUAUCUAAUGCAUUUCAGUAGAACAUGUGAGAAUGCCUUUUUGUUUAUUUAAUGUGUAAUAAAAUUUGUUAUAAGGAAA